GUUGUGCAGCAGCCAUUUUGUCUGUUCAUGCAAGUCCACCCCUCACGUUCAAGAACUGCGUUCCCACUUCGAAAUUACCCGAAAUAUUGUAUUUAUAUCGCUUUAUUUAUACUAUGUAGUACUUUAAAACGGAUUUAAAAAAUCCGUUUAAUAUUAAAAGUUCGAAGAGGAUAUUUUUUUUUCGAAAUAAAUAUCGUAAUUUGUGUUGUGCGCACGGAUAAUUAAGGUUAUGUCGUGCGAGGAAAGCUACUUAGCCAUCAGACGUUAUCUGUCCGACGAGCGGGAGCCGUACGCACCGGGGACACAUGGCAAUACUAAAAGAAAGAUACGUAAAGCAGCCGCUUGCUAUGUCGUGCGGAAUGGCACACUGUACUACCAGAGAAGGCAGAAGGGCCUGGAUGAAUUCACCGAGUUGGAAGUGGUGUUGCAGGCGGGACGGAGGAAGGAACUGAUCGACGAGUCACACAUUGUGGCCGGAGGAGAGCACCUCAACCAGCAUCACACAUGGGAAUCAAUUUCUCAGAAGUAUUGGUGGAGAGGUAUCCUGAAGCAGGUGAAGGACUACAUGAGACAAUGCAGUCGGUGUCAGAACAGACAGGACCGGAGGGGGCUAUCGGAGGACGAUACCGGACCCAGGCUGGUUGGCCGACCAGGGAGACGCAGGAGGGUCACAACCCCAGCCAGCGAGGAAGAGGAGGAGGAGGAGGAGGGAGACGACGAGAUGGACUUUGUGACUUCCGUCCAUCACAAGACCCGGAGCCCCAAAACAGCCAAACACGAACUGGUCUUUGUGGACAGUAAAGGAGUGGUGAAGCAGUACCUUCCCAGACACGGUCAGACGAUGCUGGACAAGCUGAACCAGCAGCGCCUCAACAACCAGUUCUGUGACAUCACGCUGCUGAUCGAGGGGGAGGAGCACAGGGCCCACAAGGCUGUGCUGGCCGCCUGCAGCGACUACUUUAAUGAGCUGUUUAUAGAGAAGGGAGCUGUGUCCAGUCACGAAGCGGUGGUCGACCUCUCAGGUUUCAGUAAGGUCAGUUUCCUCCCCCUGCUCGAGUUUGCAUACACCUCCAACCUCUGCUUCAACUUCUGUGUGAUGGCCGACGUUGCCACGCUGGCCAGACACCUUCUGAUGGCCGAGGUCCUUCAGAUCUGUGAGUCCGUCCACAAGCAGGUGGAGGAGCAGAAGCUGAUGGUCUACCAGCAAGGAGACAUCCACACGGUGCUGUCCAGCCAGCCUGCACCCCAACAGGCCCCGAAUGAAGACCCUGGGGCCUACAUUAUGACCAUCGGCAGUGACGGCCAUGCCGUGGUGACUCAUACGGGGCUAGCUGGAGCAGGGGAGGACCUGGACUCCCUGUCUGUCAUGGCAAACACAGCAGAGUCCUUCAGAGGGGAUCUGACAUCUGUAGUCAACCAGGCUCUGGGAGGUGAACCAGGGGAGACUAUGACCGUGGUUGGGGAGGCAGGGUCAGAGACGGUGACUCUAGUCACCCACAGUAGCCAGGCCCGGGUAGGCGAGUCGGUCACCCUCUUCUCCCCUACUGGAGAGACAGAGACCAUGACAGUGGUGACCCACAGCGGCCAAGCCGGAGCCAGUGAGUCCCUUGCCGUGGUGUCAGCCUGUCUGGCCCUGGAGCAGCAGCCGCAAGACGGGGAAGAGGGAGAGGGGGCCUCCCCCUCCAUGGAGCCAGGGGCCCCCCCCUCCAUGGAGCCAGGGGCCUCUCCCUCCAUGGAGCCAGGGGCCUCCCCCUCCAUGGAGCCAGGGGCCUCCCCCUCCAUGGAGCCAGGGGCCUUCCUCAUCAGUGUGGACCCAGGGAAUGUUGCCCCUACAGAGAUGGUCCAUCUGGCUGUAGUGACACUAACACCACAGGAGAAUGCGUCAACAACAUCAUCAUCAGCGUCCCAGAAGGCAGAGUCAGCCCCCAAGCCUCCCCCUGCUCCACAACUCCCCAAGAGGAAGAGAGGGCGUCCUGCCAAAGUCAAGCAGGAGGUUGUGGAGGAAGUGCCAGAGCCAGUUUCUCCCCCUGCAGAGAUCCAUGAAGAUAUGCAGGGGACCCAUGACCCCUAUAAGAGACGCCUUCGGCAGCGUUCCGUGGGGGAGGGAGGGUACGUCAGACUACACAUGGGGCUGGAGAAGGACCCAGCACCCCCACAGCUCCCCAACACCCCCAAGAAGAGAGGCGGAGGCGCCAAGAGACCAGUUAAAGUGAUCGAGGCCACAGCGGCACCGGUCGGGAUGGAGACUGUUGUCCAGACGGUCAUGGAGGAGAUCCUGUCAGUGGAGGACGUGGCAGACGGAGCUGAGCCUAUCACAGAGCACGCCGUGGGGGAGUGGCCAGAGCAUGGCCCCGCCCAUCCAGAUGGAGGGAGUGAGGUGGAGGGAGAACACGUCUGUUCAGAGUGUGGACUGUCGUUUCAACGACGCUACGCUCUCAUCAUGCACACGCUCAAACACGAGAAGACCAGGCGAUUCAAGUGUAGUUUAUGUAACAAGGAGUUCCAGUACGCGGCCUCUCUGAGGGCCCAUCUGACCAGACACAAGCACCAGAAGAGUCAGAGGCCGCCCCUGGUCAGGGUCCCCCAGCCCCACGGCGAGGAGGGCCUCGAGGGGGACGGCAGGACCAAGGGACGCACCAAGAGAGAGUUUGUCUGUGACAUCUGUGGAAAGACUCUUCCUAAGCUGUACUCUCUGAGGAUUCACAUGCUCAACCACACUGGGGUGCGGCCCCACUCCUGCAGGGUCUGUGGGAAGACCUUCGCUCAUAAGCACAGCCUGAAGAUGCACAGAGCUCUACAUGACGCUGUUAAACAGUUCCACUGUCUGCUCUGUGACAAGUCCUUCGCUAGUAAGAGAAGUCUGGAGGAACACACCAGUAUUCACACAGGUGAAUCUAAGUAUCUCUGUACCCAGUGUGGAAGGUCGUUCCACCGAGCCUCUGGUCUGAGUAAACACUUAAAGAGGCACCAGCCCAGACCUGACGUACGAGGGUUCCCCUGUAGUCACUGUGAUAGAAGUUUCUUUGAGGCCAAAGACCUGCAGCAGCACAUGAACAAACACCUGAGACUCAAGCCCUUCCAGUGUCAGAUCUGUGGGAAGUCGUACAGCUGGAAGAAGGACUGGUACUCCCAUGUCAAGUCCCACAGCGUGGCAGAGCCUUACAGGUGUAACGUCUGCGGUAAGGAGUUCUUUGAGAAGGCACUGUUCCGGAGACACGUGAAGAAGGCCACGCACGGCAAGAAGGGCCGAGUCAAGCAGAACCUAGAGAGAGAGUGUGAACACUGUGGCAGGAAGUUCACCCAGCUCAGAGAGUACAGACGACACAUGAACAACCACCAGGGAGUCAAACCCUUUGAGUGUCUGACGUGUGGCGUAGCCUGGGCCGACGCCCGCUCUCUGAAGAGACACGUGCGCACCCACACCGGCGAGCGCCCUUACGUGUGCCCCGAGUGCCAGGAAGCCCACAUCGAUGCCCGCUCCCUACGGAAGCACAUGACCAAGUACCACGGCGACCUCCUGCCUGGUAAGAUCAUGCUGGAGAAAGAUACGCUACAGUUUCACAACCAGGGUACUCAGGUGGAACACGCCAUCUCCAUCCUGGAGUCUGAUCUCCCCCCCGAGCUCCGGCCCGUCCAGGCGCCGCCGGCCGAGGAGAUCGAGACGGUGCUGAUCACGGAGGAGACGGUGGAGGCGGUUCAGGCCGUUCAGGGUGACGGGGUCGCGACCUUGUCAGACCAGAGUAUCAUGCAGGUGGUGAACUAUGUGCUGUCCCAGCAAAGUGUGCUGCCUGGGGGGGUGAAGAUGGAGGGAGAUGAAGGGCAGGAGGUUAUUCAGACCAUGGAGCAGCAGGAGGUUAUGCAGACCAUGGAGCAGCAGGAGGUUAUUCAGACCAUGGAGCAGCAGGAGGUUAUUCAGACCAUGGAGCAGCAGGAGGUUAUUCAGACCAUGGAGCAGCAGGAGGUUAUUCAGACCAUGGAGCAGCAGGAGGUUAUUCAGACCAUGGAGCAGCAGGAGGUUAUUCAGACCAUGGAGCAGCAGGAGGGAGAUGGAGGGCAGGAGGUUAUUCAGACCAUGGAGCAGCAGGAGGUUAUUCAGACCAUGGAGCAGCAGGAGGUUAUGCAGACCAUGGAGCAGCAGGAGGUUAUGCAGACCGUGGAGCAGCAGGAGGGAGAUGGAGGGCAGGAGGUUAUUCAGACCAUGGAGCAGCAGGAGGUUAUUCAGACCAUGGAGCAGCAGGAGGUUAUUCACACCAUGGAGCAGCAGGAGGUUAUGCAGACCGUGGAGCAGGAGAAGCUUUGAUCAUUUGAAUCAGCUGUGUUGUGCUAGGCCAAAAGAUAAACCCCCCCCUUUGGCACUUUGGUAACGGCCAUUUCCUGCAAUCUGGAGCAACAAAAAAGGCCUUGAAUGAUAAAUAAAGUUUAAAAAAAGAACUUGUUUUCUUUAUUUUAAUUUAAUUUUACGUAGUGGCGCUGCUAGUCCACAAGGUGGCACUGCGCCCCCUCUUCCAUUCUUUGAGGAGAACCCUUUCGUGUCCCUGAAUCAGCUGGUCAGGUCCGGUGACUAGGUCUAUGUGGUUACUCUAUCCUCUGUAGAGUACAUUACUGUCGACCAGGGGCCCAUAGGGCUCUGAGUGGGCCGCUAUGUAAGGUGGGGGGGGGGUAAGGGGCCAUUUGAGAGGCACCCUUGGAAUGCUAAUCGUAAGAGAAGGGAGUGGUAGACCUGCGUCCUCCAGAGUGCGUCCUCGACAGAGUGCGUCCUCGACAGAGAGUCCUCGACAGAGUGCGUCCUCGACAGAGUGCGUCCUCGACAGAGUGCGUCCUCGACAGAGUGCGUCCUCGACAGAGAUGGGACUGUGUGGAGUAACAGGGCACCUGGGGUUCAGUAGAACACAAAGGAAAGUCAUGCGUUUUGUUAUUGGGCAGAUUGAGGUCCUGCCUGGCUGUUUUUCGUCCUGUUGACCAAGACCCUGCUCCUCCUCAACCCAGGAACCAUCCUUCUCUCUACAGUGGGACAGGAAGUACCAAGUCGACUUUUAUUUUGAUUAUGUACAUUGAAUGAACUGAGGUUUUUGACUUUUCUGUUCGAUCUUGUGUGUAAAUGUGUAAAUAACGACAAUCAUUAAAAUAUUCUGAAUUAAUAA
This is a messenger RNA of Oncorhynchus gorbuscha (pink salmon), 5141 nucleotides long. RefSeq names its product zinc finger and BTB domain-containing protein 11-like. The record is from RefSeq and is a predicted model, not a curated record. The coding region runs from base 230 to 4300 and encodes 1356 amino acids. Gene Ontology annotation, biological process: negative regulation of transcription by RNA polymerase II; regulation of immune system process; regulation of cytokine production. Gene Ontology annotation, cellular component: nucleus. NCBI's taxonomy places the organism in Eukaryota, Metazoa, Chordata, Actinopteri, Salmoniformes, Salmonidae. Gene Ontology annotation, molecular function: RNA polymerase II cis-regulatory region sequence-specific DNA binding; DNA-binding transcription factor activity, RNA polymerase II-specific; protein binding. The transcript is spliced from 12 exons.